Closterium sp. Yama58-4 is the source of this 4164-nucleotide messenger RNA. NCBI's taxonomy places the organism in Eukaryota, Viridiplantae, Streptophyta, Zygnematophyceae, Desmidiales, Closteriaceae. The record is from the annotation of a GenBank genome assembly.
AUGUCUCACGGGCAGCACAGACGCGACAUGCUGUCCGCGAGACGUCAGACGCCAUUGUUUACCCCGCUGCCACUCAUUCUACUCCCCCUGCUUACCCGUUGUUUCCCUCCCUCUCUUUCUUUCUUCUCCCCUGCAUACCCAUUGACUGUAUUCCUUCUUCUCCCCCCUGCUUCCCCUCCUUCUCCCCCUUGCUUCCCCUCCUUCUCCCCCCUGCUUCCCCUCCUUCUCCCCCCUGCUUCCCCUCCUUCUCCCCCCUGCUUCCCCUCCUUCUCCCCCCUGCUUCCCCUCCUUCUCCCCCCUGCUUCCCCUCCUUCUCCCCCCUGCUACCCCUCCUUCUCCCCCCUGCUUCCCCUCCUUCUCCCCCCCGCUUCCCCUCCUUCUCCCCCCCGCUUCCCCUCCUUCUCCCCCCUGCUUCCCCUCCUUCUCCCCCCUGCUUCCCCUCCUUCUCCCCCCUGCUUCCCCUCCUUCUCCCCCCUGCUUCCCCUCCUUCUCCCCCCUGCUUCCCCUCCUUCUCCCCCCUGCUUCCCCUCCUUCUCCCCCCUGCUUCCCCUCCUUCUCCCCCCUGCUUCCCCUCCUUCUCCCCCCUGCUUCCCCUCCUUCUCCCCCCUGCUUCCCCUCCUUCUCCCCCUGCUUCCCCUCCUUCUCCCCCCUGCUUCCCCUCCUUCUCCCCCCUGCUUCCCCUCCUUCUCCCCCUGCUUCCCCUCCUUCUCCCCCCUGCUUCCCCUCCUUCUCCCCCCUGCUUCCCCUCCUUCUCCCCCCUGCUUCCCCUCACGACAGGACGAACCAGGUGCAUCACACCAACACUCUCAUGGACGAACCAGGUGCAUCACACCAACACUCUCAUGGACGAACCAGGUGCACCACACCAACACUCUCAUGGACGAACCAGGUGCACCACACCAACACUCUCAUGGACGAACCAGGUGCACCACACCAACACUCUCAUGGACGAACCAGGUGCACCACACCAACACUCUCAUGGACGAACCAGGUGCACCACACCAACACUCUCAUGGACGAACCAGGUGCACCACACCAACACUCUCAUGGACGAACCAGGUGCACCACACCAACACUCUCAUGGACGAACCAGGUGCACCACACCAACACUCUCAUGGACGAACCAGGUGCACCACACCAACACUCUCAUGGACGAACCAGGUGCACCACACCAACACUCUCAUGGACGAACCAGGUGCACCACACCAACACUCUCAUGGACGAACCAUGUGCACCACACCAACACUCUCAUGGACGAACCAUGUGCACCACACCAACACUCUCAUGGACGAACCAGGUGCACCACACCAACACUCUCAUGGACGAACCAGGUGCACCACACCAACACUCUCAUGGACGAACCAGGUGCACCACACCAACACUCUCAUGGACGAACCAGGUGCACCACACCAACACUCUCAUGGACGAACCAGGUGCACCACACCAACACUCUCAUGGACGAACCAGGUGCACCACACCAACACUCUCAUGGACGAACCAGGUGCACCACACCAACACUCUCAUGGACGAACCAGGUGCACCACACCAACACUCUCAUGGACGAACCAGGUGCACCACACCAACACUCUCAUGGACGAACCAGGUGCACCACACCAACACUCUCAUGGACGAACCAGGUGCACCACACCAACACUCUCAUGGACGAACCAGGUGCACCACACCAACACUCUCAUGGACGAACCAGGUGCACCACACCAACACUCUCAUGGACGAACCAGGUGCACCACACCAACACUCUCAUGGACGAACCAGGUGCACCACACCAACACUCUCAUGGACGAACCAGGUGCACCACACCAACACUCUCAUGGACGAACCAGGUGCACCACACCAACACUCUCAUGGACGAACCAGGUGCACCACACCAACACUCUCAUGGACGAACCAGGUGCACCACACCAACACUCUCAUGGACGAACCAGGUGCACCACACCAACACUCUCAUGGACGAACCAGGUGCACCACACCAACACUCUCAUGGACGAACCAGGUGCACCACACCAACACUCUCAUGGACGAACCAGGUGCACCACACCAACACUCUCAUGGACGAACCAGGUGCACCACACCAACACUCUCAUGGACGAACCAGGUGCACCACACCAACACUCUCAUGGACGAACCAGGUGCACCACACCAACACUCUCAUGGACGAACCAGGUGCACCACACCAACACUCUCAUGGACGAACCAGGUGCACCACACCAACACUCUCAUGGACGAACCAGGUGCACCACACCAACACUCUCAUGGACGAACCAGGUGCACCACACCAACACUCUCAUGGACGAACCAGGUGCACCACACCAACACUCUCAUGGACGAACCAGGUGCACCACACCAACACUCUCAUGGACGAACCAGGUGCACCACACCAACACUCUCAUGGACGAACCAGGUGCACCACACCAACACUCUCAUGGACGAACCAGGUGCACCACACCAACACUCUCAUGGACGAACCAGGUGCACCACACCAACACUCUCAUGGACGAACCAGGUGCACCACACCAACACUCUCAUGGACGAACCAGGUGCAUCACACCAACACUCUCAUGGACGAACCAGGUGCAUCACACCAACACUCUCAUGGACGAACCAGGUGCAUCACACCAACACUCUCAUGGACGAACCAGGUGCAUCACACCAACACUCUCAUGGACGAACCAGGUGCAUCACACCAACACUCUCAUGGACGAACCAGGUGCAUCACACCAACACUCUCAUGGACGAACCAGGUGCAUCACACCAACACUCUCAUGGACGAACCAGGUGCAUCACACCAACACUCUCAUGGACGAACCAGGUGCAUCACACCAACACUCUCAUGGACGAACCAGGUGCAUCACACCAACACUCUCAUGGACGAACCAGGUGCAUCACACCAACACUCUCAUGGACGAACCAGGUGCAUCACACCAACACUCUCAUGGACGAACCAGGUGCAUCACACCAACACUCUCAUGGACGAACCAGGUGCAUCACACCAACACUCUCAUGGACGAACCAGGUGCAUCACACCAACACUCUCAUGGACGAACCAGGUGCAUCACACCAACACUCUCAUGGACGAACCAGGUGCAUCACACCAACACUCUCAUGGACGAACCAGGUGCAUCACACCAACACUCUCAUGGACGAACCAGGUGCACCACACCAACACUCUCAUGGACGAACCAGGUGCACCACACCAACACUCUCAUGGACGAACCAGGUGCACCACACCAACACUCUCAUGGACGAACCAGGUGCACCACACCAACACUCUCAUGGACGAACCAGGUGCACCACACCAACACUCUCAUGGACGAACCAGGUGCAUCACACCAACACUCUCAUGGACGAACCAGGUGCACCACACCAACACUCUCAUGGACGAACCAGGUGCAUCACACCAACACUCUCAUGGACGAACCAGGUGCACCACACCAACACUCUCAUGGACGAACCAGGUGCACCACACCAACACUCUCAUGGACGAACCAGGUGCACCACACCAACACUCUCAUGGACGAACCAGGUGCACCACACCAACACUCUCAUGGACGAACCAGGUGCACCACACCAACACUCUCAUGGACGAACCAGGUGCACCACACCAACACUCUCAUGGACGAACCAGGUGCACCACACCAACACUCUCAUGGACGAACCAGGUGCACCACACCAACACUCUCAUGGACGAACCAGGUGCACCACACCAACACUCUCAUGGACGAACCAGGUGCACCACACCAACACUCUCAUGGACGAACCAGGUGCAUCACACCAACACUCUCCGCGCCCCUCCCCUCCCUAGACCUUCUCUCGUCUCCAGAUCCUCUCCGCUCCGACUUCCCUCACGCCCCACACUGCCUUACUCCCCCCUCCGCCUUCCUUUUCUCAACCCUCCACCGGUCACAAAUGCUACUCCGGAACCUCUCCUCCCCCACUUUGGCUCCCAGCCCUCUAUCCCUUCAAAGCCCUCUCUCCCCUCCUUGCCCUCCCUCGACCCCUUGCACUCCCCUCCCUCCCUUCCCUCCCUCCUCUCAACGAUCUGUUACCCCUGUCCCACCCUCGUGUUGCACUCUGUCCUGUCCCCGAUCCCACGCUCUUUCAUUUCCGUGCUCGUCGUGCCCCCUCGCCCCCCUGUUCCAACCCUGA